GCAACCGGCCUAUAAACAUACUGAAGAAGAAAUCAGCUGACUCGUAGGGCUGAAAAACAGGAAGCAUGCUUAAUAAAUGAAGAUAAUCAUAGCAGUGCAAUAUUUUAAUUUAUAUAACUUCUGGCGCUAAUUUGACUGUAGUUUUAUCUGAGGAAGUUCCUAUUUGCUUUCCGCCGCGUUUCUAUUUAUUGUUCGACACAUUACUGAGAUACAGGUGUAUGUAUAUAUAUAUACUACUAAGCGCACGUUAAGGUGUUCUGAGCUUCAGUAGACCUUGUUAUCAUGGCUACUUCGUUUAAAAUCGGAGAGAGAUUUCGGGAGAAGGCGAGAGAUUUGCUGGAGGCAGAAUCCGCCGUGUCCGAAGAGCUGAGAGAGGAAUUGAAGGCUCUGACAGACCAGUCCAUCAUACCGUUCACAACUGUGAGAAAACUACACAAGCUUCUUCGAGAAAAUGGACAUCCAGCGCAUCUUCAUGAGCUGUUUGAGGACAGCACACUUCAUCUUCCAGAAGUUAUUCCACCUCCAAGGAACCCCCAGUUGGUGGCCCGCUUAGAAAAAAUUAAAGCAAAACUUGCCAAUGAAGAAUAUAAGAGGAUGACACGCAAUGUAAAUCCACAGGAAAUGAAUCAUUACGGAACUUUAGCUGAUUUUGGACGACAAGUGCGUUCCAUGAAGGCAGUUGUUGUUACUGUGUUCAACUUCCUGGUAACUGUAGUUGCAGCAUUUGCUUGUUCGUAUCUGGGCAGCCAGUAUAUCUUCACAGAGACAACCGCAAGAGUAAUAGCUGCGGUGAUUGCUGCAUCUGUUGUUGGUCUCGCCGAGCUUUAUGUUCUGGUCCGGACUAUGGAAGGAGAACUCGGAGAGCCCUGAUACCAACCAAAACAAUCCAGUAUUGCAAUACUUUUUGUGUCGUUGUCGAAGUUUUGCUUUGUUUGUCUUCAAAUCAAAUUGAUUUGUUUUGAUAUAAUAAUAACAACAAAGGAAUCGAUUACACUAAAAUGCCCUCUUCUGAAUUCAUCGAAAGCUAAAUUAAUCAGUUAAGUUGUUUUGAAAACCAACAUUAUGAUCAUGUUGUCUUGUUUAUCUACAUAUUUAUUUGGAUGUCCUCUAGAGGAAUGUUAUUCCUUGUUUCGCUUGUAACUAUGAAACAUGACUGUAAAUGGUUUGUGCUUUGAUGUUUAUUGUGAUUGUUACUGACUCACAAGAUGUUGUGUGGGAAAGUGUCUUUUUUCCCUUUCCUUUCUUUACAAGAAAAUAUAAAAUAAAAAACAUUCCAAAAAAAAAAAAA
This is a messenger RNA of Puntigrus tetrazona (Sumatra barb), 1288 nucleotides long. It is a transcript of the gene vma12, whose product is annotated as transmembrane protein 199. Gene Ontology annotation, biological process: vacuolar proton-transporting V-type ATPase complex assembly. The record is from RefSeq and is a predicted model, not a curated record. Bases 283 to 870 code for a protein of 195 amino acids. The transcript has 6 exons. Lineage: Eukaryota; Metazoa; Chordata; Actinopteri; Cypriniformes; Cyprinidae. Gene Ontology annotation, cellular component: endomembrane system.